AUGUCAAUAGGGUAUCCAUCACAACAACAACAACAACAACAAUACCACCCCCACCAACAACCUCCAAAACAACAAACUAAUCCACAAUUAAAUAAUCAACAAUCAAAUUCAUCUAUACAAUCAAACAUAUCAAAUUCAGUUAAUAAUACAUCACAAUUAUCAAAUGGUCCUCCACCACCUUAUUCAAAAUCAUUACCAACUACAGCAACUGAUAUAACUGAUAUAUCUUCAUUAUCAACUAAUUCAUCAACAUCUUCAUAUCAACAACAACAACAACAAUACCCUCAAUCACAUUCAAAUUCAAAUUCAAACCCAAACCAGCCGCAUGAUCAAAAUGAUUUAGUAACUGCUGCUCAAGCUUUAACUCAAUUAACAAGAAGCAAUACUCCACCAUCAGAUGUUGAUACUAUAGUAACAAGAGAUAGUGAUGAAUUAUCAAUAACAACAACUUCAAGUCAAUUUGAAAAUAAUAAUAAUAAUCAAUUACCUUCAUUAUCACAACAAUUUUCAAACCAACAUCAAAAACAUCCAAUUGUUUCAACUGUUAAUAUGGUUGCAAAACAUCCAAUUGUAAUGAAUGCUGUAAAAUAUUAUGAAUCACAAAAGAGAAAUUAUCCAAGUUUUAAUUAUGCUGCUGGAAUAGUUGAAGCUGCUGCAAUACCUGUUGUUAAUAAAAUUGAAGAUAAUUUAAAUACAAGACAUCAACAAACAAGAUUACCUUCAUUUGCAUCAUUAGAAAGUAAUACUCUUAAUAACAAUAACAGUCAUUAUAAUAGUAGUUCAAAUGAAUUAACACCAGUUGUAUCAUUUGAUAAUAAACAAAAAAAAAGAAGAUUAUCAUCAUCAUCAUCAUCAAGUAUAUCAUCAUCAACAAUAAAUACUUCUUAUGAUACAAAAAAAAGAUUACAAUUUUGUAUUCAUAUUUUAAAAGCUGCAAAUACAAAUAUAAAUUCCAAGAUAAAUUUUUUACAAAGAAAAAUUAAUGAAACUGAAAUUGCUGUAAAAGAAGAAAGAUUUAAAUUACAAUAUCAAAAAUCAAAUGAAGAACCCAAUUCUAUUAAUAAUCAAGUUACUCAAAAAACUCAAACUGAAAUUAUUGGAACUGUUAAAAAAAUAAUUCAUUUAAUUUCAAAUUUUAGACCAAGUACAUUAGGAGGAACUACUACAACUGCAGCAACCACUAACACAGCAAAUGCAUCAACUACAACAACUCAAGAAUCUUCUGAAUUUGGAUUAUCAAGAAUUCCAACAAAUAUAUCAUUUUUGCAAGAUUAUGAAUUAAAAAAUACAAUAAGAGAUAUAAUAUUACAUUUACCAUUAUCAUUACAACAACAAGAAUCAACUGACAGUGGUAAUAGUAAUGAUAAAAUAUUUGUAUUUGCAAAAGAAAGUUUAGAUAUGAUUACAAAAUUAACUAAUGUUUUCUCUGAACAAUUAAUUAAAGUAGAAAGUUGGGUAAAUGGUGAAGAGCAAUUGCAGCAGCAACAACAACAACAACAAACACUAAAUACAGUUGAUGAAAAAGAUUAUGAAAUGAAGGAUUCUUCAAAUAAUUCUAAUGAUACUUUAAAUUCAAGAUGUUCAAGUGAAGAACCUGAUGGUUUAACUUCUGCUACUAAAAGAAUGAGAAUUAAUGAAUUAAUUGAUAAUUGA
This is a messenger RNA of Lodderomyces pseudojiufengensis, 1653 nucleotides long. It is a transcript of the gene OPI1, whose product is annotated as transcriptional regulator. The coding region runs from base 1 to 1653 and encodes 550 amino acids. Lineage: Eukaryota; Fungi; Ascomycota; Pichiomycetes; Serinales; Debaryomycetaceae. Gene Ontology annotation, biological process: regulation of transcription by RNA polymerase II; phospholipid biosynthetic process; endoplasmic reticulum unfolded protein response. The record is from RefSeq and is a predicted model, not a curated record. The transcript has a single exon. Gene Ontology annotation, cellular component: endoplasmic reticulum; nucleus. Gene Ontology annotation, molecular function: transcription corepressor activity.